Messenger RNA from Penicillium verrucosum, 1065 nucleotides. RefSeq names its product zinc-dependent alcohol dehydrogenase. The coding region runs from base 1 to 1065 and encodes 354 amino acids. The transcript has 4 exons. NCBI's taxonomy places the organism in Eukaryota, Fungi, Ascomycota, Eurotiomycetes, Eurotiales, Aspergillaceae. The record is from RefSeq and is a predicted model, not a curated record. Gene Ontology annotation, molecular function: oxidoreductase activity.
AUGACCCAGGAGCAGAUACCAACGACCAUGAAGGCGUUGAGGCUCGUGGAGUACAACGAGAACUACCAACUUCGCAGUGAUGUCCCUGUCCCGAUUCCUGGUCCAGGAGAGCUCCUCAUCCGCGUGGCUGCAGCUGGAUUCUGCCAUACCGAUUACCAAGUCUACCAAGGCGCAUAUGGAACUCAGCUGCCGUUCACCGGCUCCCACGAACCUGCAGGCACUAUCGUUAAGCUUGGCUCUGACAAGGUGAACGAUCGCGUUGGUGUGCUCAACUUUAGAAAUCCAUGCAACGAAUGCAACGGAUGCCGAUGGCGAAUGAAAACGUACAGCUCCUUGGAUGCCCGGUAUUGCGAAAACAAGACCAUGAGUGGUAUUCUGAGAGCGGACGGUGGCUUUGCUGAGCACAUGAUUGCUUCACAUGAUGCGCUCGUCCACUUGCCGGAUAAACUGACAUUUGAGCAAGCCGCACCAUUGAUGUGCGCUGGUGCCACCGCAUGGAAUGCAGUGAAGGAAACUGGGCUACAGAAGGGACAGUCAAUCGCAAUUGUUGGAAUCGGCGGCCUGGGUGUUCUAGCUGUGCAGUUUGCCAAAUCACAGGGCUUGCGGGUUGUGGCCAUUGACAAUCGUGAUAUUGGUCUGAAGCUUGCAUCAGAAGUUCCUGCUCAUCUCAGACCGGACCAGGUCAUCGACUACAACAGUAAAGAUGCUAUACAAAAAAUAUCCGAGUUUACGGACGGCAUUGGGCUGAACGGUGCUGUGGUCUGCACUGAUGAUGUACCAGCAAGUGACUGGGCAUUGCAUCGCCUUCAGCCUAGGGGAGUCUGUAUUGCUCUCGGGUUGCCAGAAUCUGGCUUCAAGUUUGAUGCUUUUAAUCUCGUGUUCCGAGAAAUUAUCAUCAAGGGGUCGCUACAUUGCCCCGUUGAGGAAGUCAAAGUGAUGAUGAAAGCUGUUUCUGCCAAUGGGGUUGUUAGCCAUCUUACCGUCCUGCCGCUAGAGGAGGCUGAGGACAUACCUGACAGAGCAGCUGCCCAUUCGUUCGCCGGACGUCUGGUCGUUAAAUUAUAA